AUGAGUCCUAUAGAAAUGUUUGUGCAGGGCGAAGCGCCGGCUCCAGAGCCGCAUCCACGCGGGGGCCGCCGCCGCCUGGGCCCGAGGCGCCGCCGCCGCUGCCGGGGGAAGAAGCAUCUCAGUGUCGCAUUCUGGGCCGCGCCGCCGCCGCCUGGGCCCGGCUCCCGCUGCUGCCGGGGGAGAGCCGGGCUGGGGGAGGGUGUGGGUGGGUGCCGGCGGUGGGUCCCGGCCGCGCCGCCCGCCCGCCUGCUGCACUCUGGGUACCGCCCGGCCCGCGGGAGGCACCCGGCUGUGCGAGCCGCGAGAGGCGGGCGCUCCACACCCCCUGCCCGGCCCGGCCCCCGCGCCCCGCACCCCGCACCCCGCACCGGGGCUCCCCGGCAGCCCCCGGUGCCCCCGCGGGCCCGGGCGACAAGGCCUGGGCGUCGGGACGGGAAACAGCGCCCGUGA
Molecule: messenger RNA, 450 nt
Organism: Neopelma chrysocephalum (saffron-crested tyrant-manakin)
Lineage: Eukaryota; Metazoa; Chordata; Aves; Passeriformes; Pipridae
Product: basic proline-rich protein-like
Exons: 1
Coding region: 1-450 (149 amino acids)
Source: RefSeq, a predicted model, not a curated record